AGUGGUGGUGGCGGCGGUGGUGGAAAACUUUACAUGUAGACUAGAAUAGAAGUUAAGACACAGACAACACCUAUCAACUCGCGACAAUCCUGAUAAAUGUAUCUAACUCCAGCAUUUUGCACUAAAAUCUAUAGAAAGCUGGUUUUCUUUCUUUAGUCUCCACUCGCCCUGUCUGAAUAUGGAUUCCAGAUAUAUUUUGGAGAAGUCGUCGGUUGCGACGAGGGUCGGCGGUGCGGAUUUUAACUGCCGGGCAGGCCGCUCCGUGCUCCGCGACACCCGUGUCCCCACGGUGGAGAAAAACGGUCCCAUGCCGGCGUACACAAACGGGCACGUCCUCUACAAAUUUGUAAUGGACGGCGGCUCAACGGCAGAGGUUAAAGGCGAGAGAAGCUCUUCAAAAGGGAACGGACUUUCUCCGAGUGGUCGAAUACUGCACGACGUGGAAAAAGCUGGCCUGGGGGACCAAAAAGACACCGGUUUCACUGGGAUCCUGAAGAGGGCCAGUCCUACUCACUGCCCAGGCAUUAAUGGGCAGUUGCCAGGCGGCUUCAUGCACUUGGACAUCAGGAACCCAGGGAAACAGGCAGAGCUGGCCAACAACUUCAGGGCAGCACAAGGACGGAACGUACCACCAACAGAGAAACAACCCCUACCCUCCUCCCACAUACCUGUCCCCAGGAACAGGAAGCCCUCAGGUCAUGCUGAUAAGGAGGUGAUGGCCGCCACCGUCCUGACAUCACUGUCCACGUCCCCUUUGGUGCUCUACCCUUCCUCUGCACCCACAGUCCCAGAGCCAGCCAGCAGGGCUUGGAAAGAGGUGCUGUCAGCCAGCUACAGCAGUUCGACCAGUGGCAACUGGAGCUGGGAUGCCAGCGACCAAUCAGUGCCCUCCACACCCUCCCCACCUCUUUCCAACGAUACCAACAAGAACUUCCUGCUCUCAUCCCAGGGUGAUGAUGUUAGUGAGGAUGUCGCAGAGAGCACGCACUUCAUGUUUGAGGACCCCAUACCUCGGAAGCGAAAGAACUCCAUGAAGGUGAUGUUCAAGUGCUUGUGGAAGAACUGUGAAAAGGUCCUCAGCACCUCCUCAGGGAUCCAGCGACACAUCCGCACCGUCCACCUGGGCCGAAACUGCGACUCGGACUACAGUGAUGGAGAGGAAGACUUUUACUACUCAGAGAUCGAGGUCAACAUGGACAGCCUAACAGAGGGCUUGUCCAGCCUCACACCCACUUCCCCCACCACGGCCGGUCCUCCGCCCGUCUUCCCUCCACCGCUCACCGAUGUCCCUCACUCUGAACACAUCAGUAUGAAUGGUUCACAGAGCCACGCUCCGACACUGCUCAGCCAAUCAGCUCCCUCCACGCUCUGCCACAUCCGCACUGACCACGCCUACCAGGCCACUGCUCCAGUGAGUGUCCCAGUGGGUCCUGAGCUGGCUGGGUUAGGCAGUGGUAAUGGAACCGGGCCUGGAAUUGGGAAUGGGAAUGGCAUCAGUGUAUCGUGGCAGUCCCCUCCUGUCAUUUUCAAAGGCGUCCCGGGGCCCGUGACUCAUGUUCGGACAGUUAGCGUCGGUGAAAAGCGGCAACCGGCAGCCAGCACACACACCACUGUUACCAAGAACCAUGCUUUAAUAACGCCGGCACCUAAAUCAACACCAGGAACCAGGAAACCCCGUGGGGAGGCAAAGAAGUGCCGAAAGGUGUACGGCAUGGAGAAGAGAGACAUGUGGUGCACAGCCUGUCGCUGGAAAAAAGCCUGUCAGAGAUUCACCGACUAAUCCGGUCCCCUUCCCGCGUGCGUGAGAUGAGCUCUUCCUCACUUGGAGCGACAGCUAGGUGGACUUUUCCACUGAAGAGACGGGGGGAGGUUUCUUCAUGAUGGGGCUGUCAGUGCUGCUUCCUCCAGCCCAGCAGGGGGUUCACCUUCUCUCUUUUCCGUUUCCAAAUACAAAGAGAAAAUAAAACUGGUGGGUAAAAACAAAAAAAAAACAAACAAAAAAAAAAAAUCAGCAAGAAAAAAGUACUUUCUGCAGGUGUGGAGACCUUUUCUAAGACGGAAACAUUUUCACUCUGUUUGAUGAAUGAGGAAAAACAAAACAUUUAAAUUGGAUUCUGAACCUUUUGUUUUUCACUUGCCAUUUUUCAUGGCCUCGACUCAAGGCAAUGUUUAAAGACUGCAGAUAAGCUUUUUGGUAUACUCUGUCGUUCAUUAUAGGAUCAUCAUGUAAUCUACUGUUUAUGGGGUGGAUCAUGACUCUUUUUGGAAGUUCAAGGGUUAACACCAGAUUUGCUCGUUAAGACCUCUGUAGCAUAUCCGUUUUUCAUUGUCACUGUUUAAGGGAUUUUAAACCUACCAAAGGCAAAAAAAAAAGCCUGUUCACUUAAUCCUGAAUCCAGCAUUACUGUCUUUUGCAGCCUUACUGGAUAUUGACCGUAUGUUUCAAUACAUAUUGUUCAGUAUCUACUACCUGUUCAUUAAAUAAAUCCAGCACAGCCAGCUAUACUUCUUGUAAUUUGCAAAGAUGCACAAAACCCUCACACCAAGUGGUACAAAAAGUUUACCCUUGACUUUCCAAAAUAUUUUUGAGAGAUGUACACAAUAUAUGAAAUAUUUUUCCCUCUCUUCUGUAUACUUGUACCCUAGAGAUAUGCACCUUGAAGAAAUGGGUCGCCUUUUGGAGUAUCACUGUAACCACAGCGUUUGUCUGAGAGAGUGGAUAUCAAUUUCGCAUAUAGAAUUUAUUUUCAGCAAAGACUUGCUGAAGCAACUAGCAGUUGCACUGUGCAAUCAGCAGAAUUUCUUGCUUUGUGGUUUUCAUUGUUGUUGAUAUGGUGAGUUGAGGCGGGAAGGCUCACUUUUUUUCCUUUGACAGCUGAUGUUCUCAAAGAAAUCGUUAACCACAAUGAAUGAUACAUGAAUGAUAACUGCCCUUUGAAACAUUAGCUUACAGUAUGACUGAUGUCAUUUGUGUAUGUAGGUGAAUAACAGAGAUUGUAAGUCAACAAUCACUACCUGAUGAGUCAGGCAUUCUAAUUUAUUUCUUACAGUUUUGAAUGGAGACGUUACCUAAUCUUUAGUCUUCGGAAUAACUACCGUUAGACAGCAUUGCAAAAUUUGUAGAUACCACACAUAACUUCAAAGGAACCAAACGUUUUUCCACUGUUUUUUGUUUUUUUGGGGGCUCGAUGUUGUGUUGAAUCCUUUAGAAUGAUCUUUCACUCUGGUCUAACAUUUGAAAAUGAAAGGUGAGAAUCAAAUCAAGUCAGUGCAGAGCAGCGGUGUACAGCAGGCGACUGACAGUAUGAGCAAAAGUUUAAAUGUUUUAUUUACCAAAUAGGCCUGUAAUACUAAUGGCCGGCCUGCUUUCCCAAGCUUUAGAUUAAAUAUAUAUAUAUGUAUACAUAUAUAUAUACAUAUGUGUGUAUAUAUAUAUGUAUAUAUAUUUACACAUACAGUAUGUACUGUAUAUGUAUACACAUUUUCAUCAAUAUUGGCGUAUCUAAGAAAAUAGCAACCUUUGAUUUUAAAGCCCAUUAUGUUGCCUGUUUUGUAUUUCCAUUAAACGUCCAACAGUUCUAAGGAAAGAAAAGAAAUGCAAAGACAUUGGCAACCAAACUUAAAAGCGCUUAAGACAUUUAAUCUCCUGCAACACAAUACAGGAGAGUUCCCACAGUAGACAAACACAGUGAAAUAAGUCAACUAGGUAUUCUUUGAAGGUUACCAGCCUAAAACUGUACACAUGCAGGCUGAAGUGUAUUUGUAACUGGCUUAAAGACGUGGAUAGACAACUCAGUGAUGAUGUCUUAAUGGUGAUGCUAAUGACGAAAUUAGAAGAAAGAACAACACAUCAGUAGUCAGAAGGUUUUCAAAUAAUUCCUGCAUUCAGAGAUUCCCUGGAAGAGUUUUACUCUCUUUUUUUUCAUUUUUCUAACAUAUAUCAGUUGUUAACUUGCCUCCCAUAAACCCUAGUCAAGGUCUUUUAUUUAUUAGAUAGUUCAAAAUUACAAAUUUGCCUCGUGACAACACCCACCCAUAGCCCCUGGAUUCGGAUCAGAAAAAAACUCAACCCUUUGACAGGAAGUUCUCCGAUCUGCUCUCAGAGGCGGAGUCAUGACAGUAGAUGUAUAUUUUUGAAGAGAUUCACCCUUGUGCUGUUUGUUAGCAGCUUUUUGAAUGUAGAUUCUGCUGUGUGUCCUCUGCUCUUUAAGUGCUCCUGACACUGACCUGACCCGAUCACCAUAGCAGCGUAUGACAAACACACACACACACACACACACACAGUGCCUUUCCUCUCCUGUACAAGCAGGCGUUCGAGCAGACUCCUUGACUGAGCUACAGUACGACUGCAGACCUUUGUCGCCAUAGAAACACCUGUGCUGUCUCGCUGUUGCCACAGGGUCACUCACGCUGUCUGCUACUGGCUGAUGCCACAUUAUUGGCGACCAGUUAUCACUUCUCAAUAAAAGCUGGGAAGCAGAUGCCUGACUGUUAAUUGGUGGCUCGAAGUCAUUGGGCAAAGACUUAUUAAGCACACAAUUUAGUCCAAACAGUAGUGAAUAAUAUCUCAUACAGUUCCUGUAAAAAAAAAACAAACGCCAUUUUGUUUAGAAAGUGAACGAUCCUGCCUGUAAGUCGUUUAUUCCAGUGGCAUCCCAGA
Chelmon rostratus (copperband butterflyfish) is the source of this 4660-nucleotide messenger RNA. Its product is annotated as SLC2A4 regulator. Gene Ontology annotation, biological process: regulation of transcription by RNA polymerase II. Gene Ontology annotation, cellular component: nucleus. NCBI's taxonomy places the organism in Eukaryota, Metazoa, Chordata, Actinopteri, Chaetodontiformes, Chaetodontidae. Bases 179 to 1780 code for a protein of 533 amino acids. The record is from RefSeq and is a predicted model, not a curated record. The transcript has 9 exons. Gene Ontology annotation, molecular function: DNA-binding transcription factor activity; RNA polymerase II cis-regulatory region sequence-specific DNA binding.